AUGGGGAAUUGCUUGAAAAAAUUUAUGGAACUAUUUGAUGUUCUCAGUGACUUUUUAAGUGACAAGCUUGAAAUGAAGCACCUGCUAACUGUUGAUGGUAAAGCAUUUGUGAGUUAUUUAACAGAUAUCUUUGGAAAACUGAAUAUGUUAAAUAAACAGCUUCAAGGAUCAAAUAAAACUCUUAUUGAUGCAAAGACGAAGACAUUUGUCUUUGUUACAUUCAUUGAGUACCAAGAAGAACUCUCGGAAAUGCAAACUGAUGACACAGUGAAAACUUUAUUCAAUAUAAAAGGAGUGAUGUCAUGGCUUUGUGAUGAGAUAGAAACCAAAUACGUAAAUUCAACCAACUUUGCAAGAAAAUUGUUACUGUUCCAAUCUUCAUAUUUAGCUGAAUAUGGCUGUAGUGCUGUAAAUGAUUUGUUAUUGAAGAAAAGAAAUUGGCUGGAUAUCACUAAACGAGGGGACUUGAGACUAAAGCUGACUAAAUUGGUGCCUAAUAUAAAAUUUCUCAGGAGCAGGCACGAAGCACAAGGAUCUCACUAA
Molecule: messenger RNA, 543 nt
Organism: Octopus sinensis (East Asian common octopus)
Lineage: Eukaryota; Metazoa; Mollusca; Cephalopoda; Octopoda; Octopodidae
Exons: 2
Coding region: 1-543 (180 amino acids)
Source: RefSeq, a predicted model, not a curated record